ACAAAUGACCAAACAGCCCUUGUUAGUAAGCCCAGGAAUAAAGGAGGAAACAGUGAUCUCGCAUCAGCUGGAUUUAACAUUAUCAACUCUAUCAUAGGAUCAGGCAUUAUAGGAUUGCCAUAUUCAAUGAAGGAAGCUGGUUUUCCACUAGGAGUACUGCUUUUAUUUGGGGUUGCCUAUAUCACAGAUUAUUCCAUUAUAUUACUGAUCAAAGGAGGAAACCUCUGCAGUACCAACACCUAUCAAGAGCUGGUCAGAAAAACAUAUGGUCUUGUAGGUUAUCUAGUUCUUUCAACUCUUCAAUUUUUAUAUCCAUUUAUUGCUAUGAUCAGUUACAACAUAAUAACAGGAGACACUUUAACUAAAGUUUUUCAGAGAAUUCCUGGAGUUGGACCAGAUAACGUGCUUACUGACCGUCACUUCAUAAUUCUUAUUACCACCAUCAUCUUUACCUUGCCUAUAUCUUUAUAUCGAGACAUAGCAAAACUGGGAAAGGUAUCUCUUGUUUCUCUGAUUUUAACCAUUGUCAUCCUGAUUAUUGUGAUGGUGAGAACAGUAACAUUCAGUCCACAAGUACCUAAAUCAGAAAAUGCAUGGAUAUUUGCAAAAUCAAAUGCAGUACAAGCCGUUGGGGUGAUGUCAUUUGCAUUCAUCUGCAACCAUAACAGCUUUUUAAUAUAUGGGUCUCUGGAAGAACCCACAUUAAAGAAGUGGUCUCGAGUCACACAUGUUUCUGUCUCACUCGCUGUUGUUAUCAGUGUAGUGUUUGCUGCAUGUGGAUAUAUGACUUUUACAGGAUACACAGAAGGAGAUAUAUUUGAAAACUACUGUAGAGAUGACAACCUUGCUACAUUUGGAAGGUUUUGUUAUGGAGUUACUGUAAUUCUGACCUUCCCCCUUGAAUGUUUUGUGACCAGAGAGGUGAUUGCCAAUGUGUUUUUCCAUGGGAACCUCUCAACAGUUUUCCAUAUUAUUGUGACAGUAGCUAUCAUUGCUGUGGCGACUGGUGUAUCAUUAGUGUAUGAUUGCCUUGGAAUAGUUUUAGAGCUAAAUGGAGUUCUGAGUGCUACCCCACUUGUUUUUAUCAUCCCAACAGCGUGUUAUCUAAGGCUGUCCAAAGAGCGAUGGAACCAUUCAGAUAACCUCAUAUCCUGCCUGAUUCUUGCUGUCGGUGUGCUAGUGAUGACAGUUGGGUUUGUUUUGACUAUCUUGCAUCCCCAGGAAUGCAGCCAUGGAAAAGAAAUGUUCUACUGCUUCCCUAGUAAUGUUUCUUUUCACAACAGUACACUUCCACCAUAG
Gavia stellata (red-throated loon) is the source of this 1299-nucleotide messenger RNA. It is a transcript of the gene SLC38A11, whose product is annotated as solute carrier family 38 member 11. Gene Ontology annotation, biological process: amino acid transmembrane transport. The transcript has 11 exons. NCBI's taxonomy places the organism in Eukaryota, Metazoa, Chordata, Aves, Gaviiformes, Gaviidae. The coding region runs from base 127 to 1299 and encodes 390 amino acids. The record is from RefSeq and is a predicted model, not a curated record. Gene Ontology annotation, molecular function: amino acid transmembrane transporter activity.